CAGGUAAUUUGUAACAUUGAUUUCUUGGCAGUCAGACAUUUCUUUGAGAUCAUGAAAGCAGAGAACAUGAAUGAGAUUAAUCAUACAUUUGUGUUAGAGUUUAUUCUUCUGGGUCUUUCUGGAUAUCCAAAGAUUGAGAUCAUUUACUUUGUUUUAAUUCUAGUUAUGUAUCUAGUGAUUCUAAUUGGCAAUGGUGUUCUGAUCAUAGCAAGCAUCUUUGAUUCCCGUCUCCACACUCCCAUGUACUUCUUCCUGGGAAACCUGUCUUUCCUGGAUAUCUGCUAUACAUCCUCCUCUGUGCCCUCAACAUUGGUGAGUUUAAUUUCCAAGAAGAGGAGCAUUUCCUUCUCUGAGUGUACAGUGCAGAUGUUUGUUGGCUUUGCAAUGGGGUCAACAGAGUGUUUGCUUCUUGGCAUGAUGGCUUUUGAUCGCUAUGUGGCCAUCUGCAACCCUUUGAGAUACCCUGUCAUCAUGAGCAAGGUGGUAUAUGUACUGAUGGCUUCUGCUUCAUGGCUUUCUGGUGGAAUCAACUCAAUUGUGCAAACGUCAUUGGCUAUGCGAUUACCUUUCUGUAGAAAUAAUAUCAUAAAUCAUUUUACCUGUGAAAUAUUGGCAGUUCUCAAGCUGGCUUGUGCUGAUAUAUCCCUCAAUAUUAUCACCAUGAUGAUAUCAAAUACAGCAUUCCUGGUUCUUCCACUGCUGAUCAUUUUCCUCUCCUAUAUGCUCAUCCUCUACACCAUCUUGAGAAUGAACUCUGCUACAGGGAGACUCAAGGCCUUUUCUACCUGCUCAGCGCACCUGACUGUAGUGGUCAUAUUUUAUGGUACCAUAUUCUUUAUGUAUGCCAAGCCCAAGUCUCAAGAAGUUGGUGGAGACACAUGGCAAACUUCAGACAAGCUCAUCUCCUUAUUUUAUGGGGUAGUUACACCCAUGCUAAAUCCUAUCAUCUAUAGUUUGAGGAAUAAGGAUGUAAAAGCUUCUAUAAAAUACCUGCUGAAUCAAAAGCCUAUUCAAUAA
Erinaceus europaeus (western European hedgehog) is the source of this 1017-nucleotide messenger RNA. RefSeq names its product olfactory receptor 13C3. The coding region runs from base 52 to 1017 and encodes 321 amino acids. Gene Ontology annotation, biological process: G protein-coupled receptor signaling pathway. The record is from RefSeq and is a predicted model, not a curated record. Gene Ontology annotation, cellular component: membrane. The transcript has a single exon. Gene Ontology annotation, molecular function: olfactory receptor activity; G protein-coupled receptor activity. NCBI's taxonomy places the organism in Eukaryota, Metazoa, Chordata, Mammalia, Eulipotyphla, Erinaceidae.